Anopheles marshallii is the source of this 2778-nucleotide messenger RNA. It is a transcript of the gene prom, whose product is annotated as prominin-1. The record is from RefSeq and is a predicted model, not a curated record. Lineage: Eukaryota; Metazoa; Arthropoda; Insecta; Diptera; Culicidae. The transcript has 7 exons. Bases 1 to 2778 code for a protein of 925 amino acids. Gene Ontology annotation, cellular component: membrane.
AUGCGUAAGCGCAUCCAAACUUUAUACACCCUGUCCUCGCUGAACUUCAGUUCCCAGUUAGCUAUCGAGCAGACAGUGGCCAUCCCGCACGACUAUCCAGAGCCGGUGGCGACAGAUGGCUACAUUAUACCAACGCUCGGACUCUACCAUGGUUCGUUUGUGUUUUCCUAUCUGUCCACCUUCCUGUCGUACAUCACACCGUACGAUCUGCCAGUAGUCUAUUGCAUUCUAGAGCUGCUGCGCGAUGCGUUCCACACGAAGGUAUCCUUCUUCCAGCUGAUUCUCGAGGCCCUCAAGGUGGAGUCGGGAUAUAUCUGUCUGAUAGCGAUUUUUUUCCUGAUAUCGCUUAUACCGCUCUGCUACACGAUUGCCUGGGGUUGUGCGAAGGAACCGGACGAUGAUCUGAACCCGGGACCAACCGUGGAUGCCAUCAUACAGGCGGAAGAGCUAUCGCUCGAAGAGUCUUUGCACUGCCGGAAAAGCUUUCUGGGACUAAUGCUACAGGUCGUCAUACUGCUGUUGAUCGCCGGCGUAAUAGCGAUGUUCGUAACGAACGAACAGAUUGCCUCGGCCGUUGAUCAGACACCCACCGUCGUGCGGUCGUCGCUGCUGGAUGCGGCAACCUUUCUGCGUGACGCAGAAUCACAAAUGCGGUACGUGAUUGCUGAGGGACUCGCCACCGCGACCGAACGCAUACGGAACGAUCUGGAAAGCGUGGACAAAUUGCUCGGCGAACCGAUUCAGCACCAUCUCGCGCUGUUUACCGGUAUCGACAUCAUCUUCGAGUCUAUCAUUGAGAUCAGCACGAGCAGUAGCAACCUGUCCCGGCGGAUCCAUCUGCUGCAGGAUGCACUAGCAAGGGCAGCCAAAAUCUCGUACGAAGCAGAGUACCGGCUGGAUGAGCUGCAGAUACAACUGUCCGUAUUGCAACGCCAGUGCACGUUCCGCGAUCGUCCACUAUGCGAUACGCUUCGGAUUCGGAACUUUGAGGAUACGGGGCUGAUAGAGCGGAUCCGAAAGCUGCAAGUUGACCGGACCCUGGCCAAGCUCAUGGCGAUGGGUGAGGCUAGUCGAAAUAGCAGCAUGCACGCGUUAACGCAGGAACUAACGCUAGCGCGUGCCACCUUUCGCAACUACGCCGUCGAUGUUAGAAACGUCACCGAGGAUCAGGCAGAUCAGGUGCAGGAGCGGCUAGGAGAAUUGACCACCGAUACCCAGACGACUAUCGGCAUUCUUACCCGAACAAUUGGGCAGCUUGUCGAGCAGGUAAACCAUACGGCUAACUUUUCCGAUUCGUUCUUUGAUCGGUAUCGUGAAGUUGGUGCGAUCUUAUGGUUAGCUGGACUCGCUACCACGAUUAUGACCCUGCUGGUAACACUCAUCCUGCUGAGUGCGCUCAGCUGCGGUUGUUGCCACGCGGACAAUAAGGCCGGCAUCACCCUCAUCCUGGGCGCCAUCUGUAUCUGCAUCGCGAGCCUAGCCCUGUCGGGAUUCACCAUGAUGGAGAUGCUGCUCGGAGCACACGGGCAACUGUUCAUCUGCCAUCCACUGUACAAUGAGCCGGAAUAUACCGUGCUGCAAAAGCUUAUCGACAAACCGGGACUGAUUUACCCGACCGAGCCACAGUACGGCAUCAUCGGGGAGCUGUUGCGACAGGCGGCACCGCCCGAAGCGCGAUGGUCACAGCCGGUGCAAAUAUCACUGUCGACAGCACUGAACAAAUGCGAACAGGGUCAUGGAUCGUAUUCCACCUUUCAGCUCGAUGCGUUGUUGAAUCUCACUGCCAAGCUCGAACCACAUCAACGGCCCGAGCUGGAGCGUGCAAUUGAAGGUGUUGGUGCCAGCGAGGAACCAUUCCUGGGGUUCACCGUGCGCAUCCAGGGCAUCCUGGAGGAUAUGCUGUACGAUUCGGACCUGAAUCUCACUGGUACGCGCAUGGAACUAACGCAACUGUCACCCGAUAAGGACGUACUCACCUUCAUCGAUCAGCUGCAGCGUGUGUCGGCACAGAUCCAAGACGUAGCCACGGCGAGCCGCAUGACGACACUCGGCUCCCGAGCCAAGCGCUUGCAGCUUUCCCUGCUGGCUCCACUAGAGCAGUUGCGCGGUGACAUCGUCUACCAUCUGACGGCGCUCGAGCUCCAACUGUCACCGUGGGCAGCGCAGGUUAACAAAAGCUUAACGCAUCUGCGCAAUGCACAGACUUUCCUCGACACGGAAUCGGCCGAGGUAUGCUACAAUCGCAGUGACGUGUAUCGCGCACGGUUACGUGCACAUCUGGACGCCUAUCGGAACUACACGGCCACCGUGCUCAAUGAUCGGUGUGCGAGCUGCCGGCCACUGUUUGACAUUUUCGAUGCGAUGCGUAUGCUUUUCUGCCACCAUAUAAUGGAUCCGAUGAAUGGGCUCUGGUUUUCGGCCUUCUUGUGCCUGUUCCUGUGGGCUGUGGCCACGCCGCUAUCACUAAUGCUUUCCUCCACCUACAGGCGACUGGAGAUACUUUCCAGCAAGCUGCAACACUCUAACAGCCAUCGGUACAAUGCUCGAGCUUCCGUUCGGGAAGAUCAACGGGAAUCCAGCCACUGGUCAACACAACGAUCCGUCUCGGUGCACGUGAACGCGGUGGCCGAAUCGAGCACCGACGAGGAGUUCCCGCACUACACGGCAUCCGGCAGCGAUGAGGAGGCUGGCACCGACGAAGGUGCGGUCGUUAUCGAGUACAUCGAGUUGCGUUACGAAAAUGGCGACCCCACAAACUACCGCGAGAGUUUGAUCUAG